This is a messenger RNA of Drosophila ficusphila, 469 nucleotides long. RefSeq names its product kunitz-type serine protease inhibitor As-fr-19. Bases 102 to 329 code for a protein of 75 amino acids. Gene Ontology annotation, molecular function: serine-type endopeptidase inhibitor activity. The record is from RefSeq and is a predicted model, not a curated record. Lineage: Eukaryota; Metazoa; Arthropoda; Insecta; Diptera; Drosophilidae. The transcript has 2 exons.
CAAAUUACACAGAAAUUAUAUAUACGUAUUCAAUGAGCGAUAUUGUUUUGUUCGCUUCAGUUCAUCGGGCGGUUCUGAUUUAGUUGUAUAUAUUUCAAAAAAUGAAUUCAAAAGUCAUCGUUCUGAUUAUUGCAAUGUCUGGUUUGGUGCAAUGCUCGAAAGACGCUGUAUGCAGUCUGGAGCCCUUCGUCCCAGGACCUUGCGUUGAACUCACCAUCCUUUAUUCCUAUAUAAACGACCGAAACGACUGCAUAUUCUGGCAGGGCUGCCCGCUAGAUGGUAAUAAUUUCAUCAGCAAAGAUGAAUGCGAAGCUCGGUGUAAGGACUAGACCUCUGCUAUAUAACACGAGAUGAAAGAUUUAAUGCAGAAAACCCCUUCCUCACGUGGGUUAAACUGAAUUAAAUCACAUAAUAUGAAUCGAAUUAUGUUUCAGAUUUGUUUUGAAUUGGGAAUAAACUAAGAAAUAGA